GUUUCACAUAAAUUUUAUACGACGUCAAUUAAUAUAUUUCGAUUGGAUUUUCUAACAUUUUGGGCACAAAUAUAACAAGAAAUGUUUAAAUGCCGCCCCACCGGCGAAUGGAUGAGCUACGAUGCCAAUAUGCCGACACCAACAUCAGUUACACAUGAAAUGCUUGAAGCCGGCCGGAAAGCGACAACAAAUAUACGCAUAAUCGCUAGAAAACAACUCAACUUUCAAUCGUAUCCAAUGAAUGACUUCCGCUUCGAUUUGUUGCACUUCGAUAAGCCUAAAGAGUUUCAAAAUAUCUCCACAUAUAAACGUGACUAUGUGGAGCCGGUGCCAUCGCGGUGCAAGCCGAAAAAUGUGCAUGAUGUAGAAUCGCCAGAUCCACUUUUCAACCGUCGAACUGUGAAUGAUUUCGAAAUGGUGCCGUGGGUGGAUACCAAGUUUAUGGACGAUAAAGUGUUUAAUAUCUCAGAGUCACGUCGUAAAAUCAACUUCUUUAGACAAUUGCGAAAUCGUAGUUUCCAAUUUUAAUAUAGUUGCAAUGGAAAUUGGAGACAAGUUGGGUGCUACUAAUAUUGUACAUUGAUACAAAGAACAUUUUUCUGGCAUAUACACAAGCAAAUUAAUAUUGAUGGAAUGAAGUUAUUAAAACAUUACCUGUUUAUUUCGCAGUUCAAGUUGUGUCCAAUAUCUGAACUUCAUGACCGUAGCCCACUUCCUGCGGAAGUUUGAGUCUUGCAGUUGCGGAUAUAGGAAACAAAUGCUGUACAAACGCACAAACCAUCUUAUGUGCUGUGGCCCAGUCAUUCUUUAUCUUUACAAAAUCCAUAUUAAAAACAUAUACACACAUUUUAUAAUGUGCGUUAUGUAAACUAAAACACUUUUUGACUGUUUAUUGCACUUUAAAUAAAUUUAAACGUUUGUAAAACACUAAUUUAUCAAAUUUUCAUUUCUCUCAGUCGAAUUUUCCAGAUUAGAAGAAUAACGCGCCAUUUUACAAUGAAGCUUCAGGCGCGACGUCUAGCGGUACAAAGAAGAUAAGCUGUGUUUCAUAAACGCGCAGUGUUGCUUGUAAAGGCAUUAUAUAUUCCAAUCAGAAUUUGCAGAAGUUAUAUUUAAAACGGCGGUUUCUAUACACGUGUACAUUAUAAUCAAACGUACAUUUUACGAAUGCCGCCAUCGCAACACUGUUUGUGUCGAGUGGGAAAAGUUUGUUUCGCCAAUUGACAUUUUCUUUUUGGGAGUUUUGUUCGAAAACUGUAAA
Molecule: messenger RNA, 1261 nt
Organism: Zeugodacus cucurbitae (melon fly)
Lineage: Eukaryota; Metazoa; Arthropoda; Insecta; Diptera; Tephritidae
Exons: 2
Coding region: 82-528 (148 amino acids)
Source: RefSeq, a predicted model, not a curated record